Messenger RNA from Oncorhynchus mykiss (rainbow trout), 1544 nucleotides. Its product is annotated as noggin-3-like. Gene Ontology annotation, biological process: negative regulation of cell differentiation; dorsal/ventral pattern formation; osteoblast differentiation. NCBI's taxonomy places the organism in Eukaryota, Metazoa, Chordata, Actinopteri, Salmoniformes, Salmonidae. The record is from RefSeq and is a predicted model, not a curated record.
CACAUUCAGAUGGAUAUAUCAAUUACAUCACAACCCGUGGAGGAUAUAUCAGAGGGAGCAGGUUACUCUCUCAGCGUCCUGCAAAAGAAAACGAAACACCAUGCCGAUCCUCAGAGGGGAGGACUUGCAACUGGAAUCACGCGUCAAAGCGCACAAGAAUGAGAACCGCUGAUGCCACUGAUGCUGUCACAAAGCCAUUUCAUACAAUAUAUUGAAUUCGUGCGUAAAAGGGAAUCACUGCCUAUAUCUAGAUUUGUUUUUACGAAAUAGACUAUUCAUCUUUACCAUCUUCAAUCAAGUAUCGUUUGCUAUGGAGUAAGCAGUCUGACUUUUAAGGACACCAACACUCAAGAAGUGAAGUUUGGCUGGAUGUAACUCAAGCCGGUGCGCACUCCGCAAGAACCGGGCACAACUGUACGCAGCAGAGUAGCCUAGGCCUACCUGUUUAGCUGUAUCCUAUAAUACUGUCUUAUUGUGCGUAACGGACAUGGAUCAAUCACAGCAUUUUGUAGCAAUGUACUUGCUGAUGUUGUCCCUUGGACUUAUAAUAGAAGAAGGGCUAUGCCAGCAUUAUUACCUCCUCCGUCCUAUCCCGAGUGACAGUUUGCCACUUGUGGAAUUAAAAGAGGACCCAGAUCCUGUCUUUGACCCAAAAGAGAGGGACCUCAAUGAAACCGAACUGAAAAGUGUAUUGGGGGACUUUGAUAGUCGCUUGAUGUCUAUUACACCACCACAGGAUAAAUACAUUGGCAACGAUGAGCUUGACGAUUUGGACAUUCAACAGAAGCCCAGUGGAGUGAUGCCGAAUGAAAUCAAAGCAAUGGAUUUUGACGUACAGUUUGGCAAGAAGCACAAACCCAAUAACAAACUUAAACGGAGGCUGCAGCAGUGGCUGUGGUCAUUCUCGUUCUGUCCCGUCAUUUAUACAUGGAACGACCUCGGCAGCAGAUUUUGGCCACGUUAUGUGAGAGUGGGAAACUGUCAAAGCAAAAGAUCAUGUUCGGUUCCAGAGGGGAUGGUCUGCAAACCAGCAAACUCGACCCAUUUUACGAUAUUGAGAUGGCGAUGUAUACAGAAGAAAGGUGGCCUCAAAUGUACUUGGAUACCAGUUCAAUACCCGAUGAUAACCGAAUGCAAAUGCGCCUGCUCGAACUGAAAUGACUGUUUUCAAGUAUAAAUUAUCAUGACUUUGUAAUUUUGUAUGCACUACCGAGUGUAGGAAUGUAUUUUAUGUAUAUGAGGUGCUAUUCAAUUAUAUAGGUUAUUGUAAAAAGUCAGUAUUACGUGUAACCAGAGUCUACCGUAUUUGUGGAAAGUAUUGGUUAUAUUUGUUGUAUUUAUAUUGAAGAUCAAUGGCGCAUAGGUGCCGUUUUAUAAACAUGUUGUUUUCUAUUAUGGAAAACUAAUCUAUCGACCUCAGAUUUCAUGUGGAUUAUGUUAUCUUGCAGCUGAUAUACAGCUGAAUAUCGGUAGCCUAUUUCAACGAUUUAUCAUGUAAAUUAAGAGAACUGCUAUUUAUUCUUUAUAUUCAUAUAAUAAAAUGU